Bursaphelenchus okinawaensis is the source of this 14591-nucleotide messenger RNA. Lineage: Eukaryota; Metazoa; Nematoda; Chromadorea; Rhabditida; Aphelenchoididae. The record is from the annotation of a GenBank genome assembly.
AUGGUAAGUUUGGGCAAUUCAAAUUAAAGCAUUAAAAUUGGUGAUAAUUGAUUCGUUUAGGCUUACAAAUGAAUUGUAGGCUUGCAAAUGAAAUUUUUGGUUUAAAAAUGAAUUUUAGGCAUAAAAAUGGAGUUUAAGCUUAAAAAUGUCAUUUUAGGCUCAAAAAUUAAUUUUAAGCUCACUGUCCUUUAAACUGUCAAAUUUGUUCUCCCUUUAAACUCAAUUAUCUUUUAGGCAAAACUCGAACGAGUUCUCGGCUCAACAGCAUGCUCAUCAUCAAUAUCAGUCGACCCAACCGCAGGCCUCGUAGCCUAUCCGGCCUCGUCCACUGUUGUCGUCCAGAAUCCUCGAGCUCAAGCACAAGCUCAUUUCAUCUCCAGCUCAAAGAAUAACAUUACCUGUUUGGCGUUCAGUCCGAACGGUCGAUACCUGGUCACCGGCGAGUAUGGCAACGAACCCAUGGUCAGGGUAUGGGAGAUUCACAAAGAUGGCCAGAAGGACAACUUUGGACAACAGAUAGUGGAGUUGAAAGGACAUAGCUUCGGGAUUAGUUGUGUGGUAAGUUGGGGGUGGAUUUUUUUAAAAGGUUUUUAAAGGAUAUUUAGGCUUAAAAAUGAGAUUUAAAAUGAAUUUUGGAUUGAAAAAAUGAAAUUUUGGACUAAAACUGAAUUUUGGGUUAGAUAGCCUUAAAAACUCAUUAAAUUGGCUUGAAACGGAAUAUCAGGCUUAAGGAUGAAUUUUUAGGCUUAAAAUUAGUUUUAGUUCAUAAAUGAUAUUUAGGCUUAAAAAAUGUAAUUUUAGGCUUAUGAAUUGAUUUUUACAUUUGUAUUUUUUGAUAAAAUACGGGUUACCUCAUGCUUGGGUUAAAAAAGUGAAGUUAUAAUAUUUCUAUAAAUUUAACAUUUUUAUUUCAGCGCUUCACCGCGGACAGUAAUCAAGUGAUAUCAGUGGGCAACCAACACGAUAAGUCUAUCACGGUAUGGGACUGGCGGAAUAGCCGAACCAUGGCCGAAUCUCGAGUUUCAUCCCAAGUGAAUGCGAUGGAUUUGAAUGAAAAUGGCAAAGUGAUUGUUACGGUUGGCAGUCGGCAUGUUAAAUUUUGGCAUUUGGACACUGAAAACAAGGUUUUGCAGGUAAAAAUUAUUUUACAUUGAGUUUGAGAGUUAAAAUGAAAUAUUUGGCUUAAAAAGCAAAAUUUAGGCUUAAAAACUUAACGUUAGGCUUAAACAUGAAGUCUUAAGUUACCAAAAUUUAAUUUGACUUAAAAUUGAAAUUUUUCUUUUAGGGUCGGUCCGCCAUUCUGGCCGAAAACCGAAACAACACUUUUGUCGAUGUCUGUUCAGCGCCAAACAACCGUACCUUUACAAUCACUGUAACCAAGCUUUUACUCGAGUUACACGACAAAAAGCUGGUCGGAACAUACGAGCUUCACGGCGAAAUUCCACGCUCAAUUUGCAUGGGAAAUAGCUUAUUGUACAUGGGUUUUAAUAAUGGCACAAUAAGAGCGCUGAAUCCGGACAACAUUGAGCAGUUCAAGGUCAUGCCAAAGCCUCACAACCUGAAGAUUGAACUUUGUGACGCGAAUCCAGACGAGACUUUUGAGGUUCAGUAAGUUAUUUGAGGUUGUAGGCUUAAUUUUUGGCUUGUACAUUAGGUUUUUGAUUAGUUUUAGGUUUAUUUUUGUUCUUUGAAGUUUAUCUUUAGGUAUUUUGGCUUUGGGAUUAUGUUUUAGCGUCGAGCAAGGCUUCUUUUCAUCUUAUUUUAUGUGUUUUUAAUUGUCUUUACAGUUUUUUGGGUUACAUCUUUAAGGUUUAGGUUUACUUUACCUUUGUUUGCUUACAUUCACGCUAUAAAAUAUAAUUUUAGAUACCCAGACGUUCACUCUAUCGUAUUUCACGAGAAAACCAACACACUAACCGCCUUCUACAGCGACCGGUCGAUUUAUCACUGGCAAGUUGCGGAAAACGACGAAGUCUACAAACUCACAUCACAUCUGUUUCACGUUGGCACGGUAUACGACGUAGAAGUUGUCAACUCAAAUUCACCAUACUUCCCCGCAGGGACUUUCUUUACCGCCGGUGCUGACGAAACAGUACGAGUUUGGAAUGUGGAGAAAGAACAGAGGGAUGGCAUUCUACCCACCAACAGUUUUUCAUUCGAAUUGAGGAAAAUUGUAUACUUGGGGGCAGCCGGCUGCGAAAGUUUGACUGAACAACCGGAUAGUAAGUUAUAUCGUGGUAGUUAAGGGUUAUCUUAUAUCAAAGUAGAGAAAGUGAAAAUUAUUUUAGAGUUCUGAUAAAGGUUUAUAUUGGGGUGAAAAUUUUAUUGGGUAAUUUUAAAUUUAAAAUUAUAGAGAUGAUUGAAGUAAAAGCUAUAUUGAGGUAGAUAAGUCUAAUGGUACGGAAAAACGGGUAUUUGAAGGACUUUAAGGCUUUUUAGGUAAUAAAAUAGUUUAGAAUGGCAUUUGUGAGGCUCUAAAGAUUUAUUUUGGUCUAAAUUUUGAAUCUUUGAAUUAUCGACCGGUCGAUUAUUUUUUGUAAAAAAUUUGGUAAAUUUUUGAAUUUUGUGUUUUGUGGGGUUUUAUAGAGUUUAAUUUUGUUUUAAAAACUUAUUUUUGUAUUUCAGAAAAUUUUGGAGCUAUAGCGUCGGAUAUGCUGGAAGCCACUUCAGGCAUCAGAUGCCUAAAGUUGAAUCACUUGGGCGAACAUUUGGCUGUUGGGUCGAAAAAUGGCAAUGUUUGGUAAGUAACACGUAUUUGUUUUUGAUUAUUUUUGUAUCUAAAAUGAUUUUCUUUUGAUUGUUUUAGAUCUAGAUCAAUAGUUUCUUGACUUUAUUUUAUCUAAAACAAUAUUUUUGAUCAUUUUUGAGGAAAAAAUAUUUUUUGAUAUUUAAAAAUGUUAGCAAAUAUAAUUUUUUAGUUUUAUUUAACCUAAAACGACAUAUUUUUAGUGUACUAGACAUCCGAACCCCAGAAAUGUCGAAAAUCUGGGAAUGUGAAGCUCACGAUAACGAAGUCAGAUGCCUGGAAUACACUGAUCCUCGAAAAUGUGAUGGUCGCCACUAUCUAGCUACAGGCUCAAGAGACCGUCUCAUUCAUAUCUUCGAUGCCAACAAUGAUUACAGCCAUUUAACCAUCAUAGACGACCAUCAAAGCAGUGUCUACAGGAUAUUGUUCAUGCCAUCACCGACCGGUCUCGAAAUGGUCACUUGUUCUAAUGACAAACUGAUUGUAGUACGAAAACUGAACCCAGAUUCAGAUGGCGGUCCAACGUUUCAUCGUGUGAAGCAGCUAAAUGUGACUGGAGGGCCGAAUUACGUGGUAACAACGCCAGAGAAUAACCUAAUGGCUGCUUGUGCUGACAGAAAACUGCAUUUGUACUCGUUAAAUGGAAAGCUGAUAAAGUCGGUGAAAGGAACGUUGUGUGAGGAGGGCAAUUUGACCAAGGUAAGGUUGGAUGUGGUAGUUGAAUUUUUUAAAAUUUUUUUGGAGGGGCGAUUUUUUUGGCUUUUUUGGGCUGGGCUUUAUUGUUAGUGGAUUUUUUUCAGGUCAAGUUGGAAAUCAAAAAAAUUUUUUUAAACUAAAAAUUUAAGCUAAAAGUUUUAUUUUUUAGCUUGUUCUUGAUCCCUCAGGCACGUAUGCAGCAACGAUUUGUUCAGAUCGUUAUGUUUAUGUCAUUGACGUGGCUACCGGCGAAUGCGCGGCCGUCUUGUCAGGACAAUCGGACACUGUAGCUUCUGUGACAUUUACAGCUGAUUGUCGGUAGGUUUAUUACAUUCUUCAAGGCCAGAGAACCAGACCUAAAUUAAGGCCUUACAUUGUUAGGGGCUAGCUUAGGUCCUGCAACGAAAGAUUUGUUUAGGUCCUGCGACAAAAUAUUUGAAUCUUAGCCCUGACUUACAUAUGUUUCAAAUUGAUAACUAUUCCUCUUUUUCAGACGCCUCAUCCUAGUGUCCUUCAGCGGAUGUGUGUUCGUUUGGCGCCUCUCCAAUCUUCUGACCAAGCGAAUGCUCGCCAAACUUGAUCAAGACCGGUGAGUGCUUCACUCGAGCUAUUAUAAUGUGAUUAUAAUUUAUACAGAUUGGGCUAAACAAUGUGAGAACAAAAGGGAAUUUGUGUUUGGAGGGAGUGGCUGAUUGUGAGGGUUGAGAAAAAAAUUCUUUUUUAAGGUAGGGCUGGACUGAUGGUUGAAAGUAGAGGAGGGGGAGAGAGCCUGCAGAUAGAGAGGGAAAUUUACAAUGUGAAUUUUUGUUUUUUUUUCGUUUUACAGAUUGUAUUAUAGUAUUGAUUACUUGGUAUAUGGGGUUUUUAAACUGUUUUUGAAUCUUGGUUCACAUAGAGUUGUUGCUAUUGACCGUGGGCGGAAGGGGUUAGUGCAUGAGGGUGGAUAGUUACCCUAUUGCCAUUUUACAUCACUAAAAGUUGAAAAAAAGCUAGCUUCGUGAGGGCUAAAAUUUUUUUUUUAUUUUUAUGUUCUAAAAUUCUCAGCGACGUUUCUAGGUUCAAAAGUUCUUGGAUCUUUACGUUUUGACACAAAGUAUAAGCAUUUUAAACCUCUGUGUACAAAUAAUUUUUAACGUGCAAGUUCCAAUUCAGCGAGCCAUUCGCUGUACAUGAGUAGCCUAAUACAGUUCCACUGUACUAGGCUAAAAUUUCAAAAUUUAAAAACGUGUUAUUUGUGUUAUUUGCACGCGUUUUAUUGCUAACCGAUACCAUUCUCUCUUUUUUUUGUUUUGAGAACAGUGAGUAAUGGCCUACGAAACCCAAAUGGUCGGAAUUAUGGUGGGGUAGGUGAACAUGAAAGGUUAUUUGUCUAAAUGACCGCUUUUGGCCUCCUUUUGAGGUUUAUGGCCACAUUGAACUUUGAUAUUGGGGUUGUGUGGGUAAUUGAGGCGUUUUUGAAGUUUUAAAUUUUGAAAAAAUUUUGAAGUUUUUUAGUUUUUUUUUAUUAAAAAAAAUUUAGUUUUAAAAACUUUUUAAUACCUAUACUUAAAAAACUCUUCAUUUUCACUUUAUGCAUGGCUAUUUAGGCGUUGAAUUGCCGCCAAAUCGCCUGUAAUUAAAGGUUUCGGAAGCAGUUGACCUUAACGUCACUCACGAAAUCCCCUAAAUGAAACAAAUAAAAAUAAAAAAAGGCGCAACCCAGAUUUCCGUGUGGCAUUGUUGGUUUAUCUGAUCCGCCACCAUGUAGAUUUGUGCCUGCAGGGCCGAAGAUUCUGUUGUUUUACACGUUUUUGGCGACUUUUUGAAGGUUUUUCGAUUUUUUCGGUGAAAAUUUUAAUUUUUUAAAUUUUUUGAAGGUACGACUGAUUUUGUAUUUCACAACUGAUGCAAAAAGAAUGGCAUGGGGGUUGUAUUUUAAGUCGAACCAAAAGGAAUGCUGCAUUUGAUCGUUUUUCAUUUGAUACGAAAAGAAUGUGUAUAUUUUAUCUUUGAUGAGAAAAGAAUGGCGUGCUUGACCAUAUUUUGUCUUUGAUGCUAAAAGAAUGGCGUGCUUGACUAUAUUUUAGCUUUGAUGCGAAAAGAAUGGCACUUUCAACUAUAUUUUAGCUUUGAUGCGAAAAAAUGGCUAACUUUUCCGUAUUUUAUUUUUGAUGCAAAAGGAAUGGCGCGCAAUGCAAAAAAAAUAUGGGUGAAAAUUGGCUUAAAAUGAAACAAAAAUCAAAUUUUUAAUAUUUUAAAAUUAAAAAAAUUAACAUUUUUUUCAUAUUUUAAUUUCAGAAGCACAACCCCAGACAGUCUGAUCGAGAGCGGUUCGGAUUCAGCAUCAGCUGUAGCCAGCAAGAAGGAACAUCACGGUUCAGAGUUUGGCUCAUUGAACAGUCUGAACGUUGCUCAGGACGACGAUCUUGAUUCUGGAGUUGGUCUACGACAACCUAAUCCGUGCCAAGUCAAAUCGGAUCAGAAUCAGUAGGUUUUGCUUAUUUUGUGGCUAUUUUUGAUAACUUUUGGGGGUUUAUGCUAGUUUUUAAAAGGGUUCUUAAGCUUUUUAAGUUUAUUUUGAAAUUUUUUUAAAAUUUUUAUAAAUUUCUUAUUGAUUUUUGAUCAUUUUGUAUAAAAAACAGUCCCAAAAUCCCAAACCUAAUCAAAACGAUUCAUCUUGAUCUUCACUAUCCACUAUUUAUCUCUGACCCUACUGACAGCCGACUUUUCGACGCCUCUCUUUUAAAAAACAUCGAUCUUUUGGCCGUUUUUUAUUGCCCAGCAGUUUAAAACCGGUUAGAAAUCAAUGUGUUGGACUGGUUUUUGGCACUUUUUUUUUGAAAAUAGAGGGGUUUUGGGUUUAGAGAUUAGGUUUUAGUAAUAAAAACGGGAUUUCUUUGUUGUUUUGUAUUUUAAAAUACGGUACUUGCCGAUUUUCGUUUAGUAAAAAGUCUUAUUUCAAACUUGUAGGAGGUUUAGAAUGUGUAAGAAACAAUUGAAAAGCUGCAUUUUGGGCUUGUAUUAGGCUUAAGAUGCAAAGAAAAAUGGCGUUUCUGACCUUAUUAGGCUUAGAAAACGAAGAAAAUUUAAAUUUUUUGGCUUUGUUAGGCUUAAAACACUAAGAGAAAUAGCAUUCUGGACUUGACGAAAAAUAAUAUUUUAAUCUUGUAAUAGCCUAAAGAAAAAAAAAGAUCUUUGGCGAAUAGGAAAAUAUUGUUCUGAAUCGCAUCUUGACCAAGACUUUCGGCCGUUCAAGUGGCCAACGAAUCGCUGACCAGGAUGUUGACAACACUUUCCAAGUGUUUUUCUUAAGGCCGCGCUUCCGGUCAAUUAGUUUUUUUUUGUUUUGGGGAUAUUGGCUAAUCUUUGUAGUUUAGUAUUUCUUGUUUAAUUAUUUUAGUUGGUUCAAAAAUGGGUAGACAUUAGGACUAGUAUGAAAUUAUAAUUUGAUUUAUAAUACAAGGAAACUACCCCACCUGCCCUGCUUUGAGUGACUUCAAACUUUUUGUAUAAGAAGAUCAUGUAAAUAUAAUUUCUUCAGCAAAGUACUAAAUCGCGCUUUCCAGGGAAUCUCGAGAAAAUCGAGAUUAAAAAAUGACAUUUUGAAUUUCCCGCCAACUUGGCAUUGUGUUUCAAGCUUAUAACUUUGCCAUUUUUUGACUUUUAGAAAUUUUUCUUUGAUAUAGUAGAAUACCUUUAAAUGAACCUGCAAUUUUAAAUUUGUAAGAGCAGCUUGUCUGGAAAGUUAAUUGGUGGUACAAGGAAUACAUAUAAAAAAUUUGAGCUUAUUCUGAGCGGGGCAGGUAGGGUACUUUCCUUGUUAGCUUAAAAUUUCCUAGCCAAACGGCAAUUUUUUAACUUUAAUGUUAAUAUUUAUACAGUAAAACUCAUGUUCAAGUCUAAAUUUUAUUGUACGAAAGCGAAAAACUGGAUAUAAGAAGAUGUUAUCAAGUUCGAUUUUUCUGUUUUUCAUACAGAUUUUGUGAAGGUUAUUAGAAGAUGGUCGAGCGAUUUUUUGAUUUGAUUCAAGAUGAUUUUGCAAGCAAGAACAGAAUUUGUUAUAGCUGUUUGACUCUUGUUUUACUGUAGAGCAGGGACGUUGCUAAGGGGAAGGGUGUAUGUGGCUUUUUAACUUUGAUUAAAAUCAAAAAAAAUUUUUUAGUUUUUUCUUUUCUUAUGAAAGAAAUGUGUAGAGGGGAUGAUAAAGCUCAGAUAAAUUCAAAGCUUGCUAAUUCUGGACAAAAUUCGAUAUUUUAGCAUCUUUUUUUUUGCAAAAUAUAGACAUAUUUCAGACAUUAUGCUAUAUUUAAAGGUAGUUUUUGUGUCAUGAUAAAACAACUCUUUUGAUCUUAUACAUGUGUGUUAUACAUUUUUUUCCGUCCGGAUGUUUGACAUGUUUUGAUUUCAUUUUAUUAUUUUUGCAUUCGAUUUUUUUUUCUUUUCUGAUGCUUCUUCUGCCUCACUGAAGACGUUGAGAAGCCGUCGGAAACUAAACAAAACUUUACUUUUACUGUUUUUUGGAGUUUUAGAAAAAGUGAUUUUUUUAUCUUUAGUUUAGAUAGGCUUAAAACUUUAUUAAAUGGGCUCGGAAUGGAAGGUUCAGGAUUAGGGAUUAAUUUUAGGCUUAGAAUGAUUUUUAGGUUCAAGUUGUGUUUAAGUUUAAAAAGGCAUUUUAAUAUACUAGUUCUAAGUUUAAAAUAAAAUCUUAGGCCAAAAUUUAAGCCAAGUAUAGCUAUAUCAACUCUUUUGGGCCUAGGCUUUCUUUUAGGUCUACUCGGCGCUUGUUUUACUUUUGUUAUUUUAGCGCUAGGGCUAAGUAUGAUAAACCAACUUUAUAUUUUUAAGCCAAGCCUACCCUAUUAUAAAUCUAAAGCCGAGAAUAGCUUAUUAUAAAUCUAAGCAUAUGCCUAGCUAUUACAAAUCAGUAUGACCUACUUCUCUACCCACCUAUCCAAACAUGAGUUAUCUCUCUCAAUUCCAACCUGACCAAAUCCUCUCUGUGAAUCGUUGUAUUUGCUCGGUUUGCGUGUGAAUAUUCUUUCUCGUGGACUGUUUGCUUUGGGCCCUCAUCUUUAUUCUCAAAUUAUUUUAAUGUUGUGGCGCCGAGGUCAUGACCGCGCCAUCAAUCUCUAAGUUUCGCCGGUUUUAAGGUGUUUUUAGAGGAUUUGAGGUCUUGGAAGGGGUAGCUGGGGUUAAAAUUUAGGCUUUGAGGGCUUUGGACGGCUUACAAUUUUUAAAAAUUUCAAAUUUUGAAAAUUUUUUUUUUGUAAUUUUUUCUAUUUGAGCCGAUGUUAGGGUUGGCCCAAAUUUAAGCCAAAAAAUGAGAGUUCUAAUUGAAUAAUGGGGAAAAAAAUGAUUUUCUGAUAAAAUAAAUUGUUACAAUGAAGUCAAAACCUUCAUUUUUCUCAAUUUUUCGUUGAUUUAGACCUUUUAGUUUAAAGUUUUCCCAAGCUAACGCUUUGAUUCGGUUCGAAAACGUUUGUUUGUCAUCUUCCUUAUCAGUUGAAUUUACCGAAAAAUUGUGUUUGAACAUAAAAUUCGAACAAGCUUUGUUUAUUUAGCGGUACUAAUCAGAAAUUUUGUCUUUAUUACAUUCGGCUUUGGUCUUGGACAUUUAUGUUGUAGUAGACCCUUUUUGCCUCUCUCUAGCGUGGAUUACCCUACCCUCUCAGCGCCCCACUCUUAAUUAUAAAAAAUAUGAUGUGUUACCCAAAUUUGACCUACAAGUACUAAUAAGACGUGUGUAUUAUUACACCAAUCUAAUAAAAGUACCUUUCAGGACGUUCAGCAUAAGCCGUGUACCGACCGAAGUUGUUCGCCGAUCAACCAGCAACUUGGCAGCCACCUCGAGUGGGGAUUUGAGACAAGAAGGUGAGGAAACCUGAUACACUUUACGAAACAAACUUUUGUAAAUUUAUUUUUGGAAAGGGCAACGAAACGUGGGGUUACGUGUGACUAACAACAUUGAACUUUAUAGUAUCAAGACUUUUGGAUUUUAUAGUGUAAUAUUAAAAUUUUGGCUUGAAAUUUUGGGUUUUUGGCUUAUAAAUAGAGCUUUAGGUUUAAAAAUAAUAUUUUAAGUUUAAAAAAGAUCUUGAGGCUUAAAAAUAAAUUUUAGGCCUAGAAGGAGUAUUUAAAGCUGAAAAACGAAAUUUAGACUUAAAAGUGAAACCUUUAGUUUAAAAAUGCAUUUCAAGCUUAGAAAUGAAUUUUAAGUCUAGAAACAGAACUUUAAAUUUAAAAAUGAAAUUUUGACUUAAAAAUUAGUUUUAGGCUUGAGAAUUCAAUUUUACGUUUAGAAAAGAAACUUCGGAUUCAUAAUGUAAUUCUAGGUUGUAUUUUAGGCUUAAAGGUGAAAUCUACAAUUAAAAACUAAAGCUGAUUUCGAAGCCAUUUUCCAAUUCGAAUCGCCCAAAAGUGUCGCAAAUUCGCAAAGAUUUAUGGCUUGCGCUCUCAUUUCGAUUAAAACUUUGAUUACAAUGCGAUCGCUUUCCGUAUUCUGAAAAGAACAACUCUACAAAGUUUUUAGGGAUGAGUUGUUAGCGGGUCAGCGGAUUCUUUUUUAUUAUUUUUGGAAAUCGUUUCCCAAGAGCGACAUUACUUUUGGAGAUUCGAGGUGUAGAUCUCCUGGUUUUAGUGGGGUAAAUGGUUGUUAAGGACUGGGGCAUCUCAAAUUUAUUUUUAAUUCAAAAAUUUUUGUUAAAUCUAGAUUAAAACGAUUAUCAAGCCUAGAAAUUCUCAAAAAAGCCUUAAAAAUUUGGUAAGCCUAAAAAUAAUUAUGAAUUUUCCAGCCGAUCAGUUUGGAAUGUACCAAAACGCGGGCGUAAGCGUGAUCAGCCAACCGGUGCCUCCACAAGGCUACACUACUUCAAGGUCUAUGUCGAACAUUCAUCGUUCGGCGGUGUCGCCUCAACGGCAGCGACGCCGCUGGAACGUGCCUCCAAACGAGACUUUCGGUUCGUUUUUUUGAGAUUUUAAAAUGAUUUUUGGUGGUUUCAAACUGAUUUUUUGGGGUUUUAAAUUGACUUUACUGACAUUUUAAAUUAGUUUUCUUAUAGUUUUACCUAUAGAAAACACUUGUAGUGAGAUUUUUUGCAGAUUUUUUAAAAAUUUAGCUUUAUAUUUCAAAAAAUCAUUAGCUAAAUGAUGUUUUUGGUCUAGAUUUUGACACUUUUUUAAUGUGGUUUACAUGAUAAUCGCAUUAGAAUAACUGAAAAAGCACUUUUCUUGACAAAAAGUAUAUUUUUCACAAACAAAACAUGUAUAUUAAUGUAUGUAAAGUGACAUAAUGAGUAUGUUUUUUAUAUUUUUCUAGUAAACAUGACAUCAGGUUUUUUGAAGUUCAAAUUUUGAUUUUCUAUCUAUUUUAAAAACAUUUUUCAAUUUUGGAUAGGCAGAAAAUGAAAUUUUGAGCUGGUUUUAUGUCGUAAUAAGCUUAAAGAUAGAGUGGAAAGCUUUAAAGAAGAAGAUUUUCUUAAUUUGUUAUACAAACCUUUGUAUACCUAUUGUAUAUCUGGAUAUUUUUAGACCCCAGUCAAACGUACAACUACUCAAACGGCACCUUACCAUUCCCAACACAACAGAACUCGAUCUAUGCUCAGCCACAAGUGCCUCAACAGCAACAGUUUUCGAGUCCAGUCAGCCGAUUCGGUAAGAACUUUUUAUUGUUUUUCUUAAGUUUAGGUAUGAAAACAGAGCAAAUUACAUUGUUAUAGAUGUAGAUAAUGGAGAAGGUGUGGAGUAAUUUGCGUUUGAAUAGAGCGAUUUUAAAGGAGUUAUAGGGCCUGAAAUAGCAGUUUUUGUUGUAAAAAUCACUUUUUUAUAAAUAACAUUAUUAAAAAUGAUAAGAAUUUGACAUUACUAUAUGUUUUACUAAGUAAUUUUACUGUAAAUUUUACAAUGAGUCUUUAUUUUUACUAAAAAUAUUGUCAUAGACAUUAAAAAUUGAUUUUCAGCCCAAAUGCCGGCUUCGAUGUCAAUGAAUGGAAUCCGAUCAGCAUUGCCUCCAGAAGAAAGCUACUUAAUGGCUUCAACACCUAAUGGCUCUCCGUACAGUCAACAACAGAUGAUCGACGCUCAAUUCGACCGAAAUCAUCGGUCGAGAAACUCCAUCUCAAAACGAUACCUGAAUGGAGUUGAGAACGCUGAAGGAAUGACAGUUUGGAAACCAUCACAACUGAAGCAGCGACGGCCUUCGAAUCUGUUCAGUCCUACCAGACAGUCCAACUUGUCACCGAGACGACGUGAGUUUGUUUUUUUAAAUUAAGGUGUUCUAGUAGGUUGUUCAAAUAAUUUUGAGCCACCUAUUAAAGAUAAUUUGCAACUGAUUAUUUUAACAAAGAGAAAGGGAUAAUAACUUGAAAGAUGGUAGUAUAUGUUUGUGAUGGUGAUAUACUUUUACUGUCAUAUGUUUCCUACAUAGUAUCUGUUCUGGUUCAGCCAUUGUUUCUUGAAGUAUAAUAUGUUACUAUGCCGCGUAUAGUAACUCAUAGAAAUGCUACAUCUGUUACUGUGGCUAUGAAUGUUUACUAUGCUUGAUAAUUUUUAUCGUUGGUUUGGUAAAUGGGUUAUAAUAACAUGAUUUUUAUAUUACACUUGAAGUUUUUAAUCCGUUUUUUCGUUUUUAAAAUUUUUUACUAAUCCAGGCAACCUUUUUUGUGACUAAUAUUAAAAAAUUAACAUUAAUCACUUCUCUCUACUAUAAUAUUUUUAAAACUGGUCCGUUAACCCUUAAUAUAGUCCCUAUAAUUUCAUAUUAACCUUUUUAUCGUAACCAUUAACCGUUUUUCGUUGUUUUUCCUAUGUUUUUAUGUGCUUCAGAAUCCCUAACGUCGUCGUCCUCAAGGUCCAGCUCCUCCCGUAUGUAUCAACCCCGCCUAAGUCAACCUCCCAAUAUCAACGAAUCGCCAAGCCGGCUAGCGAGCCGUGUCUUCAAACAACGACGACAAACGGAACAAGGUUCGAUUACUUUGAGUUUGGUGGAUUCUAACCCAUUUUCAGUCGAUUUUUCGUUCAUUUUUGUGGUUUUCGUAACGUUUUGAGUAUUUUUAUCUUUGUUGCAACAACUUUUUCAAUUUUUGUAUGUAUGUUUUAAGUUUUUGAAGGGCUAGUGAUUAUUGUAUGUUAUAGUAGAUUUUUGGUAAAAUACGAUUGGAAAAAAUGUUGUGUGUUAAAAAUGGCAAUUUUAAGCGAAAUUUGGCGAAAAAUUUAUGUUGUAGUAGGAAGUUUUUAAUAAAAACGGCAUUUUUAGGCAAAAUUUGAUUAAAAAAAUAAUAUUGUAGUAGACGAUUUUUACAAAAAAAGAUAUUUCCUGUUCAAAAUUGACAAAAAAUUUUAUGCUACAAUUGAAAAUUCAUAAUUUAGAGCGGCAUUUUUAGUAAAAUCAUGAUUUUUCUAUCAGAAAACAUAAUAUUCUUCAAGAAGAAGAUAAUUUUUUAAUCUGACUGUGCUUUUCUAUUGAUUGAAAAACGUUUUUCUAAUUAAUUCCAGCCGGUUUUGUAAUGUGUUGAACGUAUUUUCCGUCAUGUUUUUCUAACGUUUUAUGUUCUUCUCAACUGUUUCGGCUUAAUUUGAUUAGAUUUUUUUCGAAAAAAGUGUUUUAUUGGUCAAGAAUUUUGUGGAAAAAUGAUUUUUUUGGCUUAAAAUUAAUUUUUUUUGUCGAAUUUCUUCAAAGCUUAGCUUGAAAAUGGGGUUUUUAGUCUUAAAUUUAUUUUAUUCUGAUUUAAAAUUGCCAUUUUUGCUAUAACUCGAUAUUCUUUUAGAUGAAUCCUCCAUGUCCAACAUGACCGCGGCCGAAACCCUGAGGGCAUUGAGAUCCCGCUCUCAAUCACCAUCAACUCUGGCCCUUCAAUUGGCCGAACAACAAAGCCGCAAAAUCUCGGCAACUCUUCAAAGACGAAGAGAUUCAGACGCCAGAAGCGGCCGUGCCACACCCUCAUCGUCCCGUGCCAACCUUCGAACCCAAUCCAACCUCGGUAACUCUAGCCAAGCUCUAAACAAGCUCACCGAAAUGAGGGAUCAGCUGAAGAAAAGCCAGGACAAUCUGUUAAUGGCGGCCGACGGGAUGAUCGAUCCGGCAUCGCCGACUUCAGAAGGUAUCAUGGCCAGAAGCCGAUCCAUCGGAAACCUCAGAAUCAACGCUCCACGCCCAACGAACGUCGACGACGGCUAUUACGGAAGUCAAAGACAAAUGACUCGGUCCGUCAGUUCACUUCACAACACCUCAACUUCACCCAACAGCUCGGACUCUCCACAUCCAGAUGAAAACAACCUCAGAAGUCAGUACGGUAACGAACGAAGACGCUCGGCAAUGACGGCUUCUGUUCGUAACCUUCACAAAAUGUCAAAUCCAGACCUGGCUGAUGAUGUGUUCGAACAGGAGGACAAGGUGAACAUGAACAACUCCAAUGGAGCAUAUUAUUCAGCGACGUUACCUAAAAACUUGAGGAAAGGAGCGGUCCAGAAGAGGGUAGGUUAAUGUAUCUGGACAAAAGUUAAAAUUUUAAAAUUUUAAAAAUGAAGAAAAGGAAAAAAGUUUGAAAUUUGAGUGAAAUUGAAGAAAAAACGAGAUUUUGUCGAAAAAAUCAAUUUUGGAAGUUUUUGAGCUGCGCCCGGGAUUGCGCAGCCUGCACGUGCCUUUUUUUUCUUGUUUAGGGCCUUUUUUUCCACCUCUUGACUAAAACGACGGCCCACAACUGAAAUCAACGAAACAUAAUAUAAAUAUUUAAAAUUUCAGCUAGAACGAAGUAAUCCUCGCGUCUUCAACCGGCUAGACCAACAAACCACCAGCGGUGAUAGCGAUUCGAACGCGUCGGAUGCCACGCCUUAUAGCAGCAUUCAACAGCGUGCUCAACUCUUUCAACAACGUGCCACGCCAAACGGAACUCAAUUUAGAUCAGUGAGUUCGGUGGCUGCCAGUCCUCGUGGUAUUAUUCAAAGAAAAGGCGGCAAUUACUUGUCCAGACUGAAUCAGCCAGAAGAACAGAGAGAAUUGGAGGAAAAGAACCCGAUUCUGGAGCUGAAUGAUGUUGAUGGAGUCUCGGCUAAUGCUAAAAGUAAGUUUACAAGAUUUAAGAAUAGCUUGGUUGGGUGUUCGAGAGAGUUCUUGCUUCAUAAAUGGCUGAGGAAAGGAUAUUGUAGUAGGUAUCUGGAUGAAAAACUUGACGUUUAG